Xenia sp. Carnegie-2017 is the source of this 972-nucleotide messenger RNA. Its product is annotated as isoaspartyl peptidase/L-asparaginase-like. Gene Ontology annotation, molecular function: asparaginase activity. The transcript has 6 exons. The record is from RefSeq and is a predicted model, not a curated record. Lineage: Eukaryota; Metazoa; Cnidaria; Anthozoa; Malacalcyonacea; Xeniidae. The coding region runs from base 1 to 972 and encodes 323 amino acids.
AUGAAUCGAUUCGCGGCACAAUAUCGUAUUCAACUCGAACCGAGUUAUACUCCAGAUGGCUAUUUCAGCCCUGCUAUCAUUGUUCAAGGAGGAGGUUACAGCAACAAGGGACGUGAAACUUUAAGCUGUGAGGAAUAUCGUAACAAAUUAAAUGAUUCAGCUAUAGCAGGAUAUAAUAUAUUAAAGUAUAAUGGUACUGCUGUUGAUGCUGUUGAAAAGGCAGUUAGUGCUUUGGAGGAUUGUGAGUUAUUCCUAGCAGGAUAUGGAUCUCCGUUGAAUAAAGAGAUGGAAGUUGAAUGUGAUGCAAUGAUUAUGGAUGGAAGCACCUUAGAAACAGGUGCAGUAAUCUCGGGUCGACAUUUCAAAAAUCCGGUUUGCCUUUCUCGACAAAUAAUGGAAAAAACACCACACUGUGCUCUUAAUGGUGAUGGUGCUUUGAAUUUUGCUAUUGGUAACAAUUUACCUUGUUGCGAACCAAAAGAUUUGAGGACUCCAAAUUAUCGCUUUGAUCCUUUCGUAUUUGAGGAAUUUGUAAAAACUGGCUAUCGUUUUCAUGGCGAGCCAAGAGAUUCUGUCUGUGCCGUUGCAAUUGAUUCAAAAGGCCGUUUGGCAAGUGCUUUGUCAUCAGGAGGCAUUUGGGGAAAAAUGAAAGGUCGUGUUGGCGACGUGCCAUUUGUUGGUUGUGGUGGAUAUGCAAAUGACAAAGGAGCAGCUGCAACAACUGGUCAUGGAGAGAAGUUGAUAAAAUUGACUUUAGCAAGACAAGUUGUAUUUGACAUGGAAGCUGGAAGAAAUGCUCAGGAAGCAGCGGAGAAUGCUGUGAAUUUACUUGAAACUAGACUGAGUGGACAUGGAGGAGUAAUUUCUAUUGACUGUAAUGGGAACAUUGGAAAGGCAUUUAAUACUGAUCUCAUGGCUUGGGCAAGCAUCAAACAUAAUGUAUUGGAAGGUGGACUGGAAAAAAACGAAUAA